AUGAUUGAAAGGUUCUUAGAACUGGAAGAACCAGUGAGGUCAACUUUGGCACUCUUGGAUAGUGAUAAGUUUCCAGUAAUAGUAGUUGAAGAGUGGAAGAUGUUGACUGAUAUUAAAAAAGUUUUGGAGCCGUUAGAGGCAGUUAAGAAUAUCAUGAGUGGUCAAAACUAUGUGACAUUAUCUUCAGUAAUAGUACUUACUAAGGGAUUGGAGAGCAUUUUGAGAGAAAUGGAAACUCAAGAUUUUGCCUUGGUCCAAACUAUGGUAAAUGCGAUGUUACAAAGUAUUAAAGAUCGUUUGGGAGAUUUGGAGAGUAGCAAUAUGUUACUAAUCUCAACAUUCUGGGACCCUAGAUUUAAAACUGUUUCAUUUUCUUCAGACAUUGUAGCUGAGAGAUCAAAAAAAUUGGUUAUUAACCUUGUUACCCAAAAAGUAACAGUAUCCGGAGAAGUCAUGAAACAGGCCCAAGAAAAUAUUCUGAAGCCAUCAAAUAAAAAUGAAAAUGCUCCUUCUGAAAACUACCCAUCAAAAAAGUUGUUGCAGCCUAGUGGUACCUCAAUGUCUGGAGCUAUUAUUGAAGUGCAAAGUGUUGAAUGUAACACUAAAAUCCCAGAGAUAUUUAGGUUGGUAUUGAUAGGUUGUCAACAUGUCAGUGUGGUGACAUAUGAAGUUGAUUUGAUGUGGAUGGAACUAUAUAUAAGACGACAGAAUACUUUUGCGGUGUAUGGUUGA
Molecule: messenger RNA, 732 nt
Organism: Phaedon cochleariae (mustard beetle)
Lineage: Eukaryota; Metazoa; Arthropoda; Insecta; Coleoptera; Chrysomelidae
Source: the annotation of a GenBank genome assembly